AUGAAAUGUCACAUUGAAGACAAACCAAGAGAUCAUCAAAAAUACCCUCAGAAGGUAUGUAAAUGGAAAGAAUGUGGGAAGGCAUUCUUUUCUCCCACUGCUCUCAUAACACAUGAAAGGAGUCACACUGGAGAGAAACCCUAUGAAUGUUUACAAUGUGGAAAAGUUUUUUUAUAUCAAAACUCUUUGCAACAACACAAAAGAACUCACACAGGGGAGAAACCCUAUGAAUGUAAGAAAUGUGGGAAAGCCUUCUUGUGGAGAAUAACUUACUGGAAACACAUUCAUGAAAGGAAACACAAUAGAGAAAAACCCUAUCAAUGUAAGCACUGUGGAAAAGUCUUUAAAAGUCCUGAAAGUGUUCCAGUACAUGAAAGAAUUCACACGGGAGAGAAACCCUAUGAAUGUAACCAGUGUGGGAAAAACUUCAAUACUUUGAGUUCCUUAAAAGCACACAAAAUAGUUCACACAGGAGAGACACAAUAUGUAUCUAAAAUAUAUAGCCCUUAUAAAUGUAAGGAAUGUGAGAAAGCAUUCAUUCAUUUCAGUUCUCUUAAAAUACAUGAAAGGAGUCACACUGGAGAGAAACCCUAUAAAUGUUUACAAUGUGGAAAAGUUUUUCAAUAUCAAAACUCCUUCCAAGAACACAAAAGAACUCACACUGGAGAGAAACCUUAUGAAUGUAAAGAAUGUGGGAAAGCCUUCAUGUGGAAACACCUCGCGGUCAGUAACAUAUCUGGGGAUACCCAGAGUCUGGAUUCUUCUGGGUCCUCAGUACCCUCGGGGUCUCAGCGGAAAUGUUGGCCCCGAGACUCACCUCCUGCAGCCCUUCUUCUCCCUCCGAUUGUGUGGUGA
Dama dama (fallow deer) is the source of this 855-nucleotide messenger RNA. Its product is annotated as zinc finger protein 709-like. The transcript is spliced from 4 exons. The coding region runs from base 1 to 855 and encodes 284 amino acids. The record is from RefSeq and is a predicted model, not a curated record. Lineage: Eukaryota; Metazoa; Chordata; Mammalia; Artiodactyla; Cervidae.